CUCCAUUAUGCACCAGCACCAUGUCCACGCUUCCGUAAGUUCAUUUUUUAUCAAACACCCGUGAAUUGCUUAGCUUGACCAAAAGGCUCCUCCCUUGAGAUCAAAAUGCUGCGCAGAAAGGCGGGGGACUUGCUCAAGAAGAGCCCCAACGACGUGGUCAUCCUAUCCGCCGUGCGAAGUCCCAUUACACGGGCGUUUAAAGGUGGUUUCAAGGACGUCUAUCCCGAGGAGAUUCUGAUGCCAGUCAUGCAAGCAGCCGUACAGCGGGCCAACAUCGAGCCUGGCCAAGUUAACGAUGUCCUCAUCGGGAACGUCCUCGCAGAGCUGGGCUUCGCCAAAACCGGUCGCAUGGCACUCAAUGCCGCUGGUUUUCCUAAUUCAACUACCUUCCACACUGUCAACCGUCAAUGCUCAAGCAGUCUCCAGGCUAUCACGCAUGUAUCCCACUCGAUUCUGGCGGGGCAACUCGAUGUCGGUCUUGCCGGCGGGGUGGAAAGUAUGUCUCGGAAUUAUGCCACACGUGGAGUCCCAGUGGAUGUGUCUGCGAUAUUGAAAGAGUCACCCGUGAAGGAUGCUCGUGACUGUCUUAUGCCGAUGCUGCAGACCUCUGAGAAUGUGGCAUCGCGGUACGGAAUUAGUCGGCGUGAGCAGGAUGAGUUCGCCGCGGAGAGCCAGAGACGAGCGAGUGAGGCGCAAAAGGCGGGCAGAUUCAAUGCUGAAAUCGUCCCAAUUCGCGCUAGACAUGUCAGUGAGGGUAUUGAUGAGAUUACCUAUCACGUUGUGGAGCGCGAUGAGGGCGUCCGUCAUGGAGCUACCGUUGAGAAGUUAUCGACACUCAAGCCCGUUCUGGAAAAUGGCUUCAGUACGGCCGGAAACUCUUCUCAAAUCUCCGACGGCGCAUCAAGCACCGUCCUCGCUCGUCGGUCCUGGGCUGAUGCUCAUGGCCUGAAGCCCAUCGCCCGAUUUGCCGGUACUCAGAUUGCUGGCUGUGCUCCCGAUGAAAUGGGCAUUGGUCCUAUUUUUGCUAUUAGGAACUUGCACAAAUAUCUUGGUAUCGAAAACAAGGAUGUCGAUCUGGUGGAGAUGAACGAGGCAUUUGCCAGCCAGUCAAUUUACUGUCUUCGAGAGUUAGGCAUUGACAUGAGCAAGGCUAAUUGCAACGGCGGAGCUAUCGCACUCGGUCAUCCUGUAGGUGCGACUGGCGCGCGGCAGACUGCUACUCUUCUUGCGGAGCUACAGCGACAGGAUAAGGAGAUUGGGAUUGUGAGCAUGUGUGCUAGUACUGGCAUGGGAGUAGCAUCCCUUUUCAUUCGAGAGUAGGAAUGGCCAUGGUCUCCCAUACUUAUGACUAUCGAUCGAUUUGGAGUCUAGGUCGCUAGAACCCUCGCCCACCUCUCUUUGCCCUCUAUCAUUCAAGUCCUCGACUCGUUUUGCUGGUCGCCUUGAGUUUCAUGUCAAUGAAAUAGCUUAUAGGCUUCAAAUACUUAGGGUUUUGAGAGGCUAGGCUAUCCCUAGAUACUUUAAGUGGGAUAGAUCUUGAUGAUACGGUUUCAAGGUCCUUGCAAACAGGCUCAAAAAGAGAUCUCCAGAAACGUCAACGGGCAAGCCACAGUGCAUACUCAUUGAAUACUCACAAGGCUGUAAUCAAGUAUGAAACCUUGGUCAUCCGAGGGGUAAUAUAAAAGAUAUCAGGUCAAUAAUCG
This is a messenger RNA of Penicillium brasilianum, 1703 nucleotides long. Lineage: Eukaryota; Fungi; Ascomycota; Eurotiomycetes; Eurotiales; Aspergillaceae. The record is from the annotation of a GenBank genome assembly.